GUUGUAUUACUCUGGAUAUACUUCUCUUCGAUACAGUGAAAGUAAUGGCGACUACUUUAAAAAAGUCUUUGGAAGAUACUUUUCAUACCACUAACCUAUAUAAAAUUCUUGGAGUUGAAGAUUCAAAAAUACCUCAUUGUAAAAUAAAGGAGGCUUAUUAUAAACUUGCUCUGCAAUGGCACCCCGAUCGAGUUACCGAGGAAGCUAAAGACCUAGCUAAAACUAAAUUCCAACUUCUCGGUAAAGUUUACGAAAUUUUAAGUAACCCUGAACAACGUUGUGUGUAUGAUGAAACUGGAGAUUUUGGUUCACCAGAUGAUUUUCAGUUGGUUCAACGAGAUUGGGAAGAAUAUUGGAGGCUGAUAUUUAAAAAGAUCACAUUUUCUGAUAUUGAAUCUUUUAAAAACGCCCACCGCAAUUCUAAUGAAGAAAUAAACGAAUUAAAGCAAGCGUAUAUGGAGGCAGAAGGAAGUCUGGAUAAAAUUAUGAACUUCGCCUUUUGCUGUGAGCCCGAGGAAGAAAAACGCAUUGUGGACAUAAUAAAUAAUUUAAUAUUAAGCGGAGAGCUUACAGAGUUACCAGCCUGGGAUAAGUCGCUUUCAAAAAGUAAGAAAAAGAAACGGGCUAGAAAGGCUUUGAAAGAAAAGCUCGAGGCUGAAAAGCUGGCUCAGAAACUUGGAAUGAUAGUUGAAGGAAAGGGCAGCGAGAAGGGCACCCUAAAUUCUUUAAUAUUGGGUAACCAGGAGAAACGUAGAAAAGAGGCGGAGAGCUUUAUUGCGAGAAUUGAAGCUAAGUAUGCUGGUCAGAAGAAGGGCAGUGGCCAACUGCCCUCUGAGGAAGAGUUUCUGAGCGCUCGAUGUAGACUCGACAGUAGACGCCGAGGUAAAGGGAAAAAAUAUUACUAACGGAAUAGGAGCGCUCUGCCCCAGCUCGAUACAUUUAUGUUUCCUUAAUUUUAUG
Zophobas morio is the source of this 960-nucleotide messenger RNA. Its product is annotated as dnaJ homolog subfamily C member 9-like. The record is from RefSeq and is a predicted model, not a curated record. Gene Ontology annotation, molecular function: heat shock protein binding. The coding region runs from base 45 to 905 and encodes 286 amino acids. Gene Ontology annotation, cellular component: nucleus; cytoplasm. The transcript has 7 exons. Lineage: Eukaryota; Metazoa; Arthropoda; Insecta; Coleoptera; Tenebrionidae.